Molecule: messenger RNA, 850 nt
Organism: Didymella exigua CBS 183.55
Lineage: Eukaryota; Fungi; Ascomycota; Dothideomycetes; Pleosporales; Didymellaceae
Exons: 1
Coding region: 103-777 (224 amino acids)
Source: RefSeq, a predicted model, not a curated record
CGAUCUCGCUCGCGCAACAGGCGUGACCGUUCGCGUUCCUCCAGUGCAGACAGCUACGUGCCUUCUCGUAGGCGCAAUCGCUCGUACAGCCGCGGCCGCAGUAUGGAUAAUGGCUACCAGCAGAAUGACCCUUCACGGGCUAACCCAGAUCGCAGAUUAGCGGCAGCAGGCGCAGGUGCAGGCGCUGGUGCGCUCGCCACUCAGGGAGCAAACAGAAGUGUGGCUUCUCAGCGCGGCGGUGGCAGAGAUGCGUCCAGCGAUUCGUCUAGCACGACGGAUAUGGAGGAGCAGCGCAAAAAGCUACGAGGUAAGGAACUCCUGACCGCGGGCCUCGCGACCGUAGCCACCAUCCACGCAGCACACGGUGUCUACUCGUCCAUGGUCGCUUCUGAGAAACGGCGCAAGCUUGUUGGCGAAGGAGAAAUGUCGCCAGAAGAAGCACGAAAACGCAAAUCAAAGAACAUGCUCCAGGACGCGGCAGCUGUCGGUAUCGCCGCCCUCGGUAUCAAGUCUGCGUACAGCGAGUGGAAGGAGAUGAAUGAGCAAAGACACAGCGUCAAAGAGCUGGAGAGCCGCCGACGAAAGAGGAGAAAGCAGAGAGAGCGCCGUGAACGAGAGGCCCGCGAAACCACCCUCUAUGGCAUGCAGAACCCACAGAUGAAUGGCGCUAAUAUGUAUGCGUACCCUGUAGCUGCGCAGCCGUAUCCUACGACCAGCUAUGCGGAUGCGAAUCCCUACGGCAGCAUGCCGCCGCCGCCUAUGGGCGCGCGGUACUGAUGCUUUUUUUUUCUCGAACAUGAGUUUUGGAGGCUAUUGUUAUGGCAGACGAUUGUAUGGUUUUAUACCUUGG